AUGAGAAAACGAGACACGGGCGUGGUGGGAAGUGGAAUAUCUCCGGGGGGGGGGGGGGGCAUCCACAAGGGACCAGGGGAAGUGACGGUUUCCCAGAAUGAGAAACCCUCUCCUCCGAGACGCGGACGAACAGUAAGACCGAAGAGGCGAUGGUGGACAGAUGAGCAUGACCAGGAAAAGCCUCUCACGGACAGGGUCUUAACAAUGUCCAAAACGCUGAUCAAUUGCUGGCAACUGAAGGCAGUGAAUGUAGGAAUCCCGCUCCCUCUGGAUGGGGAAGUUCACGUGGUUUCGCAAGAGGCCGCAGAGCUGUUAAACCCGAAUGUUAGGUUAGCUGGGAAGGGGCGAGCAACUUCCAAACGCAGAUUGAUCACCAGCCCGGGGCGACGUCAGAGGGGCUGCGGGCGGGCUGAGCACUCAGGGCCGGGCCUCCGAGCGGCAGGGCCGGCCUGUCUGCGAUUAGACACCGAUUAG
Molecule: messenger RNA, 474 nt
Organism: Rangifer tarandus platyrhynchus (Svalbard reindeer)
Lineage: Eukaryota; Metazoa; Chordata; Mammalia; Artiodactyla; Cervidae
Source: the annotation of a GenBank genome assembly